GGCAAGGCAAGGCAAAGAAAGCAGGUCGCAGCCAAACAGGAGGCGCUUGGUCUCGAAAGCUACUGCUUUUCAGAUGAGAACAAGCACUUUGUAAAAAGGGCAAGGUCCUUGCCCUCUGCUGACCGCAUUGUCUACUAGUGAUGUGAAGAUGCAUAAUAACCAGCAAAAAUAAUGACCUCACUGGCCAAUGUCAUUGCUUCCCAGCAGGCUGACUGGGUCUGCUUCAAUGAUGGGCACCACCUACCUGCUCCCUCGCAAGACCAUACUGAGGAGCAACUUGAGGGAUUUCUUUCCUCUUCUGAUACAUCCUCAGAAAGCAUCCAAAACCUCGAUCAAGAAUUUCAGACUCUUGCACAAGCUGACUUGGGAGACGCAGUGGACAAACCAGCUGUGGAAUCCACAUCAGUAUGCUCACCUGAAAACUGUCCCUCCCCAAAGCCUGAUUUAUCUUCAUCCUUUAGCUCCUGGGUCCAGUUUGAGGAUGCGCCCUGGACUAGCACUUCACUGGAGCAAACUCAUACAGACUCUCCUCCAAAAAAAUUCUGCUGGGCAUGUCCCCCCUUGGGAUCCUCUGAAAAACAGCCUCUUACCUCAGAUAGCAGUUGGACAACUACUUCAGAGAACACCAGCAGCCCAAGUAUCACUCCUUCUUAUACAGAUCUUCAAUCUGUAAAUACAGAAGAUUUGACCAGUGGGGGAGUAUCUGCAGCAGACUCAACUGACAAUUCCUCAUCCCUUCUAGAAGAUGAAGAGCUAGGUAUGGAAGCCACCAGCUGCCACCUGAACAGCACAUCCAUUAAUGGCCACAGCGAAAUUUCAACAACAGCUCGUUUCCCCAGCUGGGUGACAUUUGACGAUGAUGAAGCCAGGUGUACUUCUCCACCAAUUGUAUCUCCUGUGAAACCAGACACACCACCAUUUGCAACACUAUCACAAGCAGCAACAGUAACAACAGCAUCAUCAAUAACAACAGCACCACCAACAACAGCAACAGAGAUCAUAGCUGUGACCUCUAGUACUCUCUCCUCAUCUUUUAAAAAAAGAGAGCGUCCCAGAAGUGCACUGGGUGAUCUCACUAAAGUUCAAAAACUAGACCUUUCCUCCUUAAGCAGAUUACUUUCAGUUGAUGGGGCACCUCCUUGGAGUGCUACUAAUCCAUUCCUUGAUGAUUCUCUAAAUGAUGUUCAACCUUCCCCCAUCAACCCAUUCAGUUCUUUUUUUGAGGAACGAGACAAACGUUCCCAGACCUACCUUGCUUCAGGCAACUCUGGUAGAAACCAGAGAGAUUCCCUCAUUAUUCUCCAUCAGGAGGCUGAUACUAUCAGCUUCAAUGAAUCAAGUAAACAUCUCAGGCACAGAGAUGCCGUUGAACAACUGAAACAACUUCAGAUUGGGGAUCCUGAUCAGCUCAGCAGCCCUACUCUACCUGAUGAUGACCCUAGCAUACCAACUCAGCUGGACCAUACCUUAUCCAGUUUGGGACCACCUCAGCGAAAUGAUGGCUGGCCGAUGAUGUUGAGGAUACCAGAAAAAAAGAAUAUCAUGUCCUCUAGGCACUGGGGACCAAUUUAUGUCAAACUGACUGAGAGCAGAUGCUUGCAGCUCUUUUAUGAGAAAGGACUGGAAAAGCCUUUCAAGGAAUUCAAACUUGAUAUCAACCAUGAAAUUUCAGAACCUAAGCUCCAGAACUAUGAUGAGAAUGGAAGGAUACACAGUGUGAGAAUAGACCGAACCACCUACAAGGAGAAAAAGAAAUACCAGCCAAAACCAUCUGUCUUGCACACAGCAGAGAGAGAACAGGUUAUCAAGUUAGGCACCACCAAUUAUGAAGACUUCCUCAGCUUCAUCAGGUCAGUCCAGGAUACACUGAUGGAUUUGCCUGCUUCAUCAACAGACCUGAGCACUGUGGGAUUAAACUACCAAGAGGAGGAGAUUACUGUGGAUGUAAAGGAUGAGUUUUAUGGCACUUUGGCCAAAGGAGACAACAGGAUUUUGCAGCAUAAUGUGUUGACAAGAAUCUAUGUUCUCACUUUUCUUUCUGGCCUAGCAGAAUGCAGGCUGGGUCUCAAUGACAUCCUUGUCAAAGGGAAUGAAAUUGUUUCCCGGCAGGACAUCAUGCCCACCACCACCACCAAGUGGAUUAAGAUAUAUGAUUGCCUUUUCCACUCAUGUGUGGAUGAGGAGGCAUUUGCCACUGCCCGUGCGAUUCUGUUUAAUCCCUUGGAUGCCUGCAGGUUUGAAUUAAUGCGCUUUAGGACGGCAUUUUCUGAGAAGACAUUGCCCUUUUCCUUGAGGGUGGCAGCUAGCAUCCAUGGGGCUGAAGUGGAGCUUCAGAGUUGGCUGAUGAUGUCCCCAGGGUUCUCCUCCAACAGAGACCCACUAAAUCAGGUUCCCUGUGAAAAUGUGAUGGUCCGCUAUCCUGUGCCGCAGGAGUGGGUGAAAAACUUCCGCAGGGACAGUGUUCUUGGUGAAAAGUCCUUGAAAGCAAAGGUGAACAAAAGUGCUAGUUUUGGAUCCGCCGGUGUUUCUGGUUCUGAACCAGUAAUGAGAGUAACAUUAGGAACUGCCAAAUAUGAGCAUGCCUUUAAUUCUAUUGUGUGGAGGAUAAAUCGACUGCCUGACAAAAACUCUGCUUCAGGUCAUCCUCACUGUUUUUUCUGCCACUUGGAACUUGGCUCAGACCGAGAAGUGCCUUCAAGUUUUGUCCACUAUGUGGACGUGGAAUUUGAUAUGCCAACUACUUCUGCAUCCAAGGCCACCAUCCGGUCUAUCUCUGUGGAAGGCAAAUCUGAUGUCAGGAAAUGGGUCAACUAUUCAGCACACUACAGUUAUAAGGUGGAAAUAGAGCAGAAGAAGAGCUUGAAUGCAGGCAAAGUGGCAGAAGACACCAGUAACCCCAAGGACUGUGCUGUGCAAUGAGGGAAAGGUCCAUCUUCAGUUGGAACAGUAAAAUCAACAGGGCUUGAAGAAGAGAAAACACAGCAGCUUACCUGCUCAGGCAGAAGAUCCAGGAAAUAUUUAAAGGGCUGUAAGGUUUUCUUGCCCUCUGGAACCUUCUUUAGAGAAGAAACCCUUGAGAUUUGUUUACAACAGCUUCGUGACUUUGAUAGAAGCCCACAAUGAAUGUAGGGCUUUACAGUUCAUCUAAGUCUGCCUUCACACAUACCACUAUACUUCCUGCAGUGAAAUAAUAGUAUUUUGAGAACUGCAGCUGAAGUGGUAUGGCCAUAGUCCUGUUAAUAAACUUUUUCCUAGUAAGUACUUGACAUGUCCUAAAAAGAUGGUAAUUUAGUCCUCAGAAAAGGUCUCCCAGGUAGUCUGAAGAAUAACUGAGAAAUGGACAAAUGAGAAAUACACCAUGGGAUUCCUUUUUUUUAAACCUAUAAUAUUCACAUCUCAGUGAAAAUGUGUAAUAACAUUUUCAUCUCAACCCAUGCAACCACUGGGCAUUUCAGUAGGUAGAAGGCAGGUCAAUUGGCCUGCCCUAUUUGUCAUCUUUGAAAGAAAACUUUUAAAUAUUGCACAUUUUGUGGUUGUUAGUCAUUGAAAAACUACUUUAUUUCAGUUGAUGCUACAUGCAGGAUUAUUCCUUAGACAAAGCCAUAGCUUCCCUUAUAGGGGAUUUGGCUGAAAUUUGAUCAGUGUUGGUUUGGCAUAUAUUUGGAGGAAACAAACGUCAUCUGAACUUUUUCUUGGAUGGUUAAGUAGAGUCGCAAUUGUUUGUUACCUAGUUCAAUUUUUGUCAAGAAACUACAACUCCCCCUUUUAGUGAACUUGGUGGGAAAUGGUUCUAUUUAUUUGACUGAGUUCUUUUGGCUGAUGCUGUCAAUGCUAAUUUGAAACACUACAUCUCAUCCUAGGAAGACUACAGUGCAAACUUUCUGUGUGCUAUCGAUAACUGAUGUUAUUGCUUUAUAAUAUUUAGACAUAAUGGCUUUGUUUUCAGGACUUUCUGCAUAAUAGUUACAUGCAUAUGGAAAAAUCUUCACUUUGAGGAAUGGGAGAACAUAGUGUUUAUAAUCCUAGUUUCUAGAUGAUACGGUUAUAAAAUGCCUUGGUAUGCCUCAGCAGGAUGUUUGGGAUGAUGGUGGCUAGAGCCAUUUGAAUAUCUACUAGACAAAAUGAAUUAUUAUUAUCAUUAUUAUGCUUAGUAUAUUCACAGUCUUUUUCAUAUGGUAGAAUUUCAGUUAUAUUUGGCUACAUGUUGGAAAAGAAAAGGGAGAAAUGGAGAAAGAGGGAGUAAGAACAUAGAGCCCUGUGUACAAUUUUUCUCCUUCCUCUCAACAAUUUUCUACUUCAGAUAAAUUCGUAGGAAGGCCAAAGUUAAUGGGAUCAGGUUUUAUAUCUUUACAUGAAAGAGAAAAACAUAGGGUGAGGCCAUAGUGCAUGGGAACAGAGUUUAACACACGUACAUACCAUGAUGCAGUUCAGAUUAAAAUUGCAUCUCCAGAGCUGUUUUUCUUAUAAGGGAAGAGUUACCACUGGCAACAUUAGCUUCACUUAUGAAAUGAACGUACCAUGAGCAACUCACAGGAUGAUCUAUUUUUAUAUAUCAGCAAUGCCCUUCAGAAUAGCACUGUUGCAAAGUAGUAGUAUUUCUGUUUGGACAUUCUGUUGGAAAGAAAAAUGACUGAUGGGUUAUAAAUGCCCCAUAUUAUUGCCUCAGGAAAUGUUUGUAUCACAUUGGUAUCCCUUUCCCAAAUAUAAUUAAUUCACCAUCAAAGCCAAUUCCACCAUUUAGUAAUGUGAGGUAAUCUCCUUAGAGAGCAACAAAUGGGUAUCACAAAAGAACAGGAGUUCCUCGUUAUUUAUUUGUUCUUAUUGCGAGAUUUAUUAACAGUUGGCACUCUGCAUCCAUGAAUUCUGUGUUGACAGUUUCAACCAUCUUGAUACUAUUUGGGGGGGGGGGGGGACAGAAAAGGAAAACUUGAUUUUGCCAUGGACUGAGCACGAGACUGAUGUGUAGAUGUAUUCUGCUAUAGCUUCCCACCAUUUCACAGAUCCUCAAACUCAUUUGAGUUGUUCACCAUUUUAUGUAAGAAAUGCCAUUUUACUACAUCAGUGUACAAUGGGACUUGAGCAUCCAUGGAUUUUGGUGUCCUUGGGGAGUUCUGGACCCAAACCCCAGCAGAUAACAAAGGUACCAUGGGUACCACUUACCCCAGCUAUUGCUGUACUCCAGACCUGGAAACACCUAUGAUUACCGCACCACGCAAGAGUGUGGUGGAAUAUAACCAAACAGUUUAUUGUAAAACACAUAAAAAGCAUAUUAAAAACAGGAAUAAGAAAGGAGGAUAUAUUAUCCAAAAA
This is a messenger RNA of Anolis sagrei ordinatus, 5310 nucleotides long. It is a transcript of the gene STON2, whose product is annotated as stonin 2. Gene Ontology annotation, biological process: synaptic vesicle endocytosis; regulation of endocytosis. Lineage: Eukaryota; Metazoa; Chordata; Lepidosauria; Squamata; Anolidae. Gene Ontology annotation, molecular function: clathrin-cargo adaptor activity. Gene Ontology annotation, cellular component: synaptic vesicle; clathrin-coated vesicle. The record is from RefSeq and is a predicted model, not a curated record.